Anisakis simplex (herring worm) is the source of this 2622-nucleotide messenger RNA. The record is from the annotation of a GenBank genome assembly. NCBI's taxonomy places the organism in Eukaryota, Metazoa, Nematoda, Chromadorea, Rhabditida, Anisakidae.
AUGGCUGUAGCUAAAUACUUUGGUGAAGAACGAUUGCCAGACGCAGUGUAUGCGGUAUAUCUACGCAAAGUAAGAUAUGUGGCCGCACCAACUUCCCAUUACGAUAAUGUCAUUCUACCUCGUUAUCGAGUAGUCGAUCGAGACGAUCAGCAGCACUCACUGAUGGCACCCGAAGUAUCGGAAGAUCAUUUGCAGUGGGAGACGAUCCGUGAGCGUGUGAUACGUUGUGGUACCAUCGAAAGGCUUGUCGAAUCACUCAUCGGUAGCGAUAACACGAUGGAUUCUCGGCAAUUCAACGUCUUCUUUGCCACUUAUAGAGCGUUCUCGAAUUGUGCUGUGGUGCUUGACCUUCUUCUGAAUCGUUUCGAUUCUCUACAAUCCAAAGAACACGAAUCUACCGGAGUGAUAAUGAACUCUAACGAUAUCGCUAUGCAAAAUGCGAUUCGAUCGGUGCUGUUGUGUUGGUUGGAUAUGUAUCCGGAAGAUUUCUACGAGCCGAAUACAGAUUUUGUAUCGCUGAUGCGACUCACUGAAUUCGCUCGAGUCAACAACAUCACUGAUAUCCGAUCGAAAGCGAAACGAUUGCGGGAAAUGUAUAAGAGAAUUGCAAAUGAGGGUGGUCUUAUUGCUCAAAUCCCAUCAAUGGAUCAGUACGUGUUCAGUCAGGGCUAUGAUCGCAAUAAUUAUUUGAAUUGUUUGGAACGUGCGAAAAUGUUCGAUGUUGGAAAAGAGAACUGCGUUCAGAUCGCUGAACAGCUCACUUAUUGGGAUGCUGAAUUAUUCAAAGAAUUAUUACCUCAACAAUGCCAAGGAUGUGUUUGGUCGAAACGGCGAAGGAAAGGCCCUGAAGCAGUUUACAGUGUUCGCGCCACAAUCGAUCAGUUCAAUGCCGUUUCACAACGUGUUAUGACGAGCGUCGUGCUACCGGAUUGUCGAGCAGACUUUCGUUCGAAAAUCAUCAGCAAAUGGAUUGAUAUUGCAAGGGAGCUGAGAGCGCUGAAAAACUUCUCUUCGCUAAAAGCCGUAAUAUCGGCUCUUCAGUCUGAACCCGUUUAUAGGUUAAAGGCAGCAUGGGCUUUGGUACCUUCUGGAUCGAUGGCUCAGUUUCAAGAGUUGGCGUCAAUCUUCGAAACCGAUGAUGAUGGUGAAGAAAAACGCGCAAGGCGGAUUUUGGACGAGGAAGGUACAGCAAAAAGUUCCCCACUGCGUCGUCCACAACUAAUCCAAAAUUGUCGUCGCACAAAAAGUGAUGUAAACUUAGCUGAAUCUCAAGGUACCGUACCAUAUUUGGGAAGUUUCUUGACCGAUCUCGCAAUGAUCGAUCAAGCACAUCCGGAUUUCACGGAAGAUGGUUUGAUAAAUUUCGAGAAGAGGCGUAAAGAGUUUGAGAUAAUCGCCAAGAUUCGAUUGUUUCAAUCCGCUUCACGCGCUUACACAAUACCGAUGGAUCCUGCAUUCUGUUCAUGGUUCUACUUCUUGCCGUCAUUAGACGAGAAUCAUUGUUUCGCAAGGUCGCUGGAAGUGGAACGACCGUUGACGAUGUCUUCGGAUAGUAAAUCAAAAUCGAUGUCGUGUCCUGGAUCAAAUAAAAUAAACACUCUGUCUCGUCUGUUCGCUACAAUGAGUCCGGAUGAGGCAAACGGCAACAGCGGGAACCCUAACGAUAGUCAAUUCGGUGGACAACUCUCCAACGACUCUGGCAUCGCCACAGAGGAUUCUUGGGUAUCUGAAGCUUGCAUGGCACGAUCACAUCUGGAUAAGCCGAGCGCUUUCACUAUUGGACCGUACGGAAUGCAUAGCUCAAAAUCGUUCACGUCGCCUUCAACACCUGCAAAUAGCGUUUCAUGGAAAGGAGGUUGUGAAUUUAGUCCAAGUUCGUUAUUUACGCAUCAGUUGACACCAAGCAGUUCAUCGAGUAAACAUCCCAGUGAAUCCCUUUCACACUCAUCCACUGCGACUACGAACGAGUUUCUCGUAAGUUUCGUUACUAAUUCCAACCAGUCUAAUUUGUAUUUCAUGAAUAACGCUUUACUGUCGAGACGAACUGUAAGCGCAUCAUGUGCGAUGUCGUUGAACGCAGAGAAUGGUAAUAAUAGCCUACAACGGCAUGCCAGUCCGAAUGGACAAACAAUAGAUUCCUCAAAAAAGAUGAUCGGAUCUCACCGUCGCCAAUUGCAGACCAGAAAUCGUUCAUACCAUAGUGACCUUCUUUCUCUGAAACAGCAUCAACCUGCCGCCUUCCACCUAGCACGAGUCGCACUCGACGAUUCACUUCAGAUUGGUAGUGCGGCUACAAACUACAAAUGUAUAAAGGUGGAGAACGGUGAUCGUAUGAGUAGCCUUAUCGAUAGGGUACUUGAGAAACACCUCAUUAAUGGUGAGUCGUCGGAAUUCUGCCUUGUACAGCUUCUUCCCGACGGAUGUGAGUUUCAAUUACCCGACAAAUGCAAUCCCUAUUAUGCAGUGGCGCCAGAUCCGAAUUCACCAAUGUUGAGUUUCGUGUUGAGGCGACGCGCGGAUAGUGAUUCGCACUCGGGUGUAACCUCUAUGGCACCAUCGGUCAAAAAAUUGAAUCGCAUGAAACGCAGUAAUUUAUUGAGGUGGAGCUCUGGUUAUUUGUGA